This is a messenger RNA of Rhea pennata, 1857 nucleotides long. RefSeq names its product charged multivesicular body protein 2B (gene CHMP2B). Gene Ontology annotation, biological process: protein transport; late endosome to vacuole transport; endosome transport via multivesicular body sorting pathway. NCBI's taxonomy places the organism in Eukaryota, Metazoa, Chordata, Aves, Rheiformes, Rheidae. Gene Ontology annotation, cellular component: ESCRT III complex; multivesicular body. The coding region runs from base 104 to 748 and encodes 214 amino acids. The transcript has 6 exons. The record is from RefSeq and is a predicted model, not a curated record.
AGGAGCGGGGCGGGCCUGCGCGGCGCCGCCGCCGCCGCUUCCUGGUCACCUGAGGAGCGGGACGGAGCCCGCUGCGGCGGCGGCUCGGGGUCCGGCUGCCGCCAUGGCCUCGCUCUUCAAGAAGAAGACGGUGGACGAUAUAAUAAAGGAGCAAAAUCGAGAGUUAAGAGGUACGCAGAGGGCUAUUACCAGAGACAGAGCAGCACUUGAAAAACAGGAAAAACAACUGGAACUAGAAAUAAAGAAAAUGGCUAAGACUGGUAACAAAGAAGCCUGUAAAGUUCUAGCAAAACAGCUUGUGCAACUUCGAAAGCAGAAAAAUCGAACGUACGCUGUUAGCUCUAAAGUUACCUCUAUGUCAACUCAAACAAAGGUGAUGAACUCUCAGAUGAAGAUGGCAGGAGCUAUGUCAACUACAGCAAAAACAAUGCAAGCAGUUAACAAGAAAAUGGACCCACAGAAGACACUGCAAACUAUGCAGAAUUUCCAGAAGGAAAAUAUGAAGAUGGAAAUGACUGAAGAAAUGAUUAAUGAUACUCUGGAUGAUAUUUUUGAUGCAUCAGAUGAAGAGGAAGAAAGCCAGGAUAUUGUUAACCAAGUGCUUGAUGAGAUCGGAAUUGAAAUUUCUGGAAAGAUGGCCAAAGCUCCAUCAGCUGCUAGAAGCUUACCAUCUGCAUCAACAUCAAAAGCUGCUACGAUUUCAGAUGAAGAGAUUGAACGGCAGCUCAAAGCUUUGGGAGUGGAUUAGCUUGAUGGCCAUAUAUGGUCUGCCUUCUACUUACUCAGCUGCAGAUAUGUAAAAAUGCAAAUAUUCUUUCAAUGCAACUGAUGCCUAGAAAAACUAUGAUGCUUCAAAAAUGACAGCUUGAUAUUGGGAGGGAGAAGGAGAGAAUACUUUGAAUCAAUUAACAGGGAGAACUACAUUUACUGUGUCCAUUGCAUGCAGUCUUUUUAAGCACUGGACCAAAUAGGGAUCUAGUUCUAAUGAUGAAUUCAUGUAUUUAUUCCUGAAUAUGACCGCUGUGUUCAAGGUUUUCUUCUAAUCUCAGUUCCUUAUCUAUUUUUAGAAUUGGCUGUUCUGCAGCUAGUGGUGAUGUCUCCUAGGACAGCACCUAUAUAAAAUACAUCAUUUUUAUAAAACCAGCUGUAGAAAUACUUAGUCUGUCAUCUUAGCACAAAUGAAACUUUACCUUUGCUUUUAGUUGAAAGAUAUUUUAUUUUGAUGAGAUAUAGCCUUGAAGAUUAGUAAAUUUAGGCAAAAAGGAAAAGCGUUUUACAUACUACUUUCUUUCACAUUUCUGUAGUAUAUUUGAGUUGAUUAAAUAAUAGCUGAUUGUUCAUUUUACAGAAUGGCAAGGAUACAGUCCUUGUACAGUUAAUUUUACUGAAGAGGAUUCAAAUUUGUUAGUGAAGUUUGUUGCAUGAAAGGCACUGACUAAACUUCAUUGUACUGUAACAUAGCUAGUUUCAACAGAAUUGCUGUGCCUUUAUGUAUAUAAAUCUUGUGACUUUUUCAGAAAGAGUCUUCUGAAGUUGAGUAAACUAUGAGUAAGAUGGUUUUCGCAAAACACAGAGCUCUGUGUACGCUUGAUAGGACUCAGUACGAAAGUUCAAAAAUGCACUUGUUCAGAAAUGCCACUUGCAUACUUGCAAAAAGGACAUUUGCCUGAAACAACAUUUUUGUAUAUUUUACAGUAUUUCUUAAUGGGAAAUAACUGUCUGCGAUUGUAUUAUUUACUAAGAUGCAGUUGAUCACAUUGAUAAGCUAAGUCUAAAUUUUUGUCAUGAGAACAAUUUUUGAUGAUACAUGAUAAUUAUUUGUCUAAGCACUAUAAUAAAACUGUUCUGGUUCUGUGA